UACAUCAUAUUAUUAGUGAAACAGAAAAACUCUACUUUCUUAAAACAAUUUUAUAACCCCUUGGAUUCCCGUCGUGACAGAAAAUUUUACGAACUUUAAUAUUAAAUCCAAGUCAUCCUGGUUGCACAAGAAUACUGGCCUCCAUUAUCUAACUGAAUUUAACUUUAUUAUUCUCAUCCCCACAAUUUUAGGGCAUCAGAGUUGUAGCGAUUCAAGAUUUCGUACAACAAAAACCAAAAGAAAAAGGAAGAGACAAUCUUUUCUUGAAGCAUGAAUUCUCCUUGGGGGAAAGAUGUUUUUAAACUAGAAGAUGAGAGUCCAACUUUGAAUAUUGAUUCGAACCAAGAAGCUAAAUCCUCCAAGGAUUUGGAAAGUACUGAAGAAAAGAUCCAAGAAUUCCUUGGGAAAUUUAUGGAGGAUAAUAAAGAAAAGCACUAUAUUGGUGUCAGAAAGCGACCAUGGGGUAAAUACGCAGCUGAGAUAAGGGAUUCCACAAGGAAUGGAACGAGGGUUUGGCUUGGGACUUUUAACAGCGCACAAGAAGCUGCUAUGGUUUAUGAUCAAGCUGCAUUUGUGAUGCGCGGAUCUACAGCUCCCCUAAAUUUUCCUUCAGAAAGAAUAAAGGAAUCUCUUCAAAACAUGAAUUACAGGUGUAAGGGAGGUUCAUCACCAGCUGAAGCCAUAAAAGAGACUCACAGGACUCGGAAAGGCAAAGGAAAAAUGAAACAAAUUAGUAAUGAAGAUGUAUUGGUGCUUGAGGACUUGGGAUCUGAUCUUUUAGAUGAAUUAUUAUCUCAGACUGAAUUUUAAGUCGACAGGAACAUCGUCUUCUGCAUCUGUGAAUCAAUUUCUCCUCGCAUUUCUGGUUUCUUACUUGAACCCUAAAUCGCUGCCUCUUUCUUCUUCCCCUUUUUACCUUCCUUUUGCUUAAAUCAUUAAUCAAUUUCAAACUCAUUCAAAUUUAAGUUUACUUUCACUUCGUGACUCGGCUCUCCAAAUUAAUUAGUGCUUUGAAUCUGAAAUAAGACGACACAUAUCAAUCUUCAAUUUGAAUUAUUUUUUUCUCGAUUUUUAAUUUUGAUUAGUUCCUAGUUCCAAAGAAGAUCCGAGAAACAUCAAUUUAUUUUUAAUUGAAAUUGGAUACAAAAUUUUAAGAAGUUUCGGUUUUCUAUCUUUCCGGGAAACAAUUUUAUAAAAUGGAAAAAGAAAAUGUGAAUUAAGCUCGCAUUAUUAAUCAUCCGCAUAAUGAUUUUGUCAUACUAUAUGUAUUUUUUGAAUGCUUUAUGAAUGGACUUCACGAUGAAUAUUCUUGAAAUCUCUAGCUUAUAGCAUCUUUAUUCAAUGUCCAUACAUAAUUCUCUAGCUUAUUAAGUGGAAUUUUCCCUGAUUCCCAGCUAGUUUGUAAAAAUAUGUUCUUGUACAUCUCUUGUAACGUUCUGUUGUUGCUAGAUUAUUAUAUUUAGCAUCAUACUUGUUUUGAUCUUGAAGUAAUUUGACUCCUGCUUAUCA
Olea europaea var. sylvestris is the source of this 1509-nucleotide messenger RNA. Its product is annotated as ethylene-responsive transcription factor 1B-like. Gene Ontology annotation, molecular function: DNA binding; DNA-binding transcription factor activity. The record is from RefSeq and is a predicted model, not a curated record. Lineage: Eukaryota; Viridiplantae; Streptophyta; Magnoliopsida; Lamiales; Oleaceae. Bases 271 to 810 code for a protein of 179 amino acids. The transcript has a single exon. Gene Ontology annotation, biological process: regulation of DNA-templated transcription; ethylene-activated signaling pathway.